Molecule: messenger RNA, 2265 nt
Organism: Endocarpon pusillum Z07020
Lineage: Eukaryota; Fungi; Ascomycota; Eurotiomycetes; Verrucariales; Verrucariaceae
Exons: 4
Coding region: 1-2265 (754 amino acids)
Molecular function (GO): oxidoreductase activity
Source: RefSeq, a predicted model, not a curated record
AUGGCAGCCGUUGCCCCGCCUCAGGCUUCGAUGUCUGCGGUCCCUUCAUCAACUGAGUCCGUGGACGUAAGGCAAUUCACGGCCCUUGAACAGAAGGUGGACAUUUUGGUCGCCCAACUACAGCAACUCUUUCCCUCGCAAGCGAGACCGGGACAGUUCAACCUGAAAAAGCAGAAACCAAAUGCUUUGAUUGGGGGUCCAAUCCCGUCGCUACCGCUGAGCCCUGAUAUCAGUUUGCCAGUGACUCCCGCCCUCGAGGCUCAGGAGCCUACUGUUGUGGUCCCCGAGAGGCCUUCAACGAAGAUUGCUCUGCAGAUUCUGGAUAUCAUCCAGAGGUAUGGGCACAAUGUCGGCUCCAAGAACGCUCCAGGGCCGUGGACUGGGAAGUCGAAGUUCGUGGCUCCGGUCGAGGCGCAUGUGUUGAAGAACGAGCCAGUGCAGAUGGUCUUACCAGCAUUUCCUUUCAAGUCGCCAAACAGGAAGGAUAAAACCCUCGGUAACAUGCCUGAUUUGGGUGAAGAGCUUGCGUUGAUGCAUUUGAACGGACUAUGUGAGAGUGUUGCGGAGAUAUAUGAGCACGGCGCUACCGUGGUCAUAGCAUCCGAUGGCCUGGUCUACAAUGACUUGAUGGGUAUACCGGACGGUGAAGUCUGGGAUUACUCCACAGCAGUUCGAGAUAUCAUACAAGCCAAGGAGCUCCACCAUAUCAGGGCCCUCCGCAUUGUCGAUCUUCUAGACCAUCCUAACACCGAGAAUUUGACGAGAGAGGAGUAUCUGGUCCACGCUGGCUGUUACCGCCGCGAACUCAUCGCAAAAUACUCUCCCGCGAAUUUUGACGCUCGUGAAGCGGUCAAAAAAGACACCGACAUCUGCCUGACAUAUAGAGGUUAUAUCAAAUUUUUGACCAAAGAUUUGAAGUACAGCCACGUAGCCGAGGAAGCACAACGUCAAGAGAACCCAAAGAAGCGGUACAAGGAUGCAAUUGAGAGCCUUGCAUUGAAGAUGAUCACGCGGGGCAAGGCUUUUGCGGCUGCCAUCGAAAGCAAGUGCAAAGAUCACGUGCGUCUUUCGAUACAUCCCUCAGUUGGGCAGAAAAAGCUCUCAGUACCUCUCAUUCCACAGGUGGACGGCGCAAUAAUGACUCCAUGGCAUUCGUCCGUUGCUGUUGGCAUUGACGGAUCCUUCAAGACUGUUCAUGCUGGAGACGUGCGAGAAACGCACGAUCUUGUCCUUCGAAACGGUCGCCCAUACCAUUUCCGGGAGAAGUCAGACCUCUGGGACUUCGGCAAUAUCCAGGUUGAAUUCGAACAUCUGUACCCCUGUGGACUUAUCAUCCGUCCGGCACCCGAGCUUGAGUCGAAGCCCUCGCUCCGCGAUGUUGAUGUAACCAAACUGCGCAAACUGGCAGAGGUCCAGUCUCCCGUAGUGUUGCGUGGCUUCGCUGAUACUACCGACCGCGAGCUUUUCAUCAGCAAAGCAUAUGAGAUGGGAACCGUACUUCCGUGGACGUUCGGGAUUCUACAAGAGGUCAAAGACCACGGAAGGAACGACAAGGACCACAACAACGUUGUGAGUAGCGAAGCGAUGCCCAUGCACUACGACGGCAUGUUCAAGUUCGUAACUCAAAAGGAUGAGGAAGGCAAUGAUAUGAAAGACGAGGAGGGUAAUGAGAUCAAAGUGAACAGACCACCAGGAUUCCAGUAUUUCACCUCCAUCGCCACAGCACCUAAAGGCACCGGCUAUACUCUCUUCGCCGCCUCUCGGCUCUUCUGGCAAUACCUGCCGGCUCCCUAUACGGUUGAGCGUCUGGAAGCGGUGAAGUGGCGAAUGGACAACAACGGCUUCUGGAAUGCGAAGCUGCAAGACCUACCGCUGGUGGUACGCCACCCGAAGAGCAAUGCCCCCUGUAUGCGCUGGCAUCAACCAUGGGACGCCACCAAGACCAAGUUCUCGACAUGCGAAGUCACGAUCCAGAAUGACAGCCAGGAUAUUGUCGCGAUGGUGGACCAAAUGUUGUACGAUCGACGCGUGUGCCUGAGAUUUACCUGGGAGCAGGGUGAUAUUCUGUUGUCUGAUAAUACAGCCAUGCUGCACACGAGGACUGGCUUCACUGGUGACUGCGACCGAGAACUGUGGAGGAUCCACUGGGGGGGGGGAUGGGCCGGGGGUACUCCUUUUUACCAAGAGCACGAUAAGAGUAAAUUGGAUCUGGUAGGCAUUGGUAUGCGAUGGGCGUCUUUAGAGGUUCUCCAGGUUCUCAGAUAG